Tribolium castaneum (red flour beetle) is the source of this 1210-nucleotide messenger RNA. RefSeq lists its product as uncharacterized. Gene Ontology annotation, cellular component: pre-snoRNP complex; nucleus. Bases 135 to 1079 code for a protein of 314 amino acids. NCBI's taxonomy places the organism in Eukaryota, Metazoa, Arthropoda, Insecta, Coleoptera, Tenebrionidae. The record is from RefSeq and is a predicted model, not a curated record. Gene Ontology annotation, biological process: box C/D snoRNP assembly; snoRNA localization; maturation of LSU-rRNA from tricistronic rRNA transcript (SSU-rRNA, 5.8S rRNA, LSU-rRNA). The transcript has 4 exons.
GCGCUAAUUAUUUAAUUGUGGACGUCAGUGAUGCCAACAUUGAAUUUGAAAUUAUCAAGUGUCAAGGUUAUUUUUUAGUUUAUAAUCGUUUUUCUUCAAAAUUCUCCGUUUUUGGUGCAAAUUUCCCACUUGUCAUGCUUCCUGACGGGGAAACCCCGUCCUGUUCGGAAACAACAGCAUCAGGCACAAAAUUGGGCACAUGUGAGGUCUGUGCGCGCAAAAACGCCAAGUAUUGUUGCCCCCGAUGCGAGGUGAAGACCUGUUCGCUCAGUUGCAAUAAAAUCCACAAGCUGGAGGUCGAGUGUAGUGGCGUGAGAGACAGGGCUAAGUUCAUCCCUGUUAAUAAGUUCACAAAUUUGGAUUUGUCGAGCGAUUAUCGCUUGUUGGAGGAGAUUUCACGCGUGGUUGAGACUUCGAAAAAGGGGCGCUCGAGUUUUGGUUACAAUUUCACGAAGGGGUUGUUGCGUUUGCAACAGGAGGCUCUAAAGAGGCACAUUACGUUGAAAUAUCUCCCUCGGAGUUUUGUGCGUCAUAAGAACAACACCACUCGUUUUGAUUUCAAGUCACAAGUGAUUGAGUGGCGUGUUGAUUGGGUGUUUGUCAAUUGCGAAAACUUGAAAAUCAGUGAAGAUAAAGUGCCUGAGAAUUUGAGACUUAGUAAAAUUCUUGAUAAGUAUUUGAGUAAGCAAGGAGAUGAGGCACUGCAGUAUUAUCAAGCUGCAAAUUUGCCUGGUCUUAGAAUAUUGCUAAAAGCGGAAUUAAAAUCAGGGAAAAAGUUCUAUGAGUUGGAUCCGAGCUACACACUGAGAGAGUGUUUGAAAAACAGGGUGAUAAUCGAAUAUCCAACUAUUCAUCUAGUCUUAAAAGACCAAGCAAUUUUUUACGAUAUUGUUGAUUCAGAUGAUGAGGAGGAUACGAAAGCCGAGUUGCAAAAACAGAUAAAGUCGGGUCAGGAAGUUAUUAAUAAAAUUAUCAAAAAAUCGGAAAGUGAUGAUAGUUUAUACGAAUCUCUGAGGAAUUUGUUGUUUAUUAAUGAGUAUUCGGAUGAAGAGCAGGGCUCUGAUGAAGAGGCAAAGUGAACGAAACGGGUUCAUGUUAGAAAAACGACGUUAAAUUUCCAUUGGGGUAUUAUUAAGACAUUGAGAAACAAUGCUUUAUUUUUACAGUGUGUUAUUUAAUUUUUGUUACAAAUAAAUUGGAAGCAUCUGAA